GAGCCCCAGUCGGUGGCUUAGCGUUGAGCCGGCCGCACGUCGAACGUCCGCUCCGCUCGACCCGCGAGUGUAACACCAAUUCGAAUUUCAAAAUAUCGAAGUGCCAUCUUUGUUUUUGUUUUUUUUUUCUGUGUGCAGUGCCAGGAUUUGACUCAAACAGACAUAAAACAGAUCCGUUCAUCCGGUGCGGCGAACACUAUCUCGCAUGAAACCUGAAAGCUAAUACCGGACCAGCCCAUUCAAGAUGAGGCCCACGUCGCGGUGCGUGGCGCUGAUAGCGCUGAUAGUCGCCGCCACCGCCCAGUCAGUUGAAGACUUGAAGGGCGAAUCAGUAGAAAGUGCCAGCAGCACAUCCACUGGCAGUUCACAAGAAGAGGAGCCCAAAGAAGCUUGGAUGCGAGCGCCCUCUGGUGGCGUCGCGGUGCGGAGCGGAGAGGACGCGUUACUCACUUGCGUAGUACUAGGCGCUAAGGGAAAACCAGUAUUAUGGAGGAGAGCGAGCGACCGACAGUUGUUGACCGCUGGCGGCGUUAGAGUUACUAGAGACGACAGAGUACGUGUGUUACACGAUGACUCUGAAGAGCCGCUCCAAGGCCCAGGCAUCGCCAAAGGCGGCGACGUGUGGGCCCUAGUCAUCAAGUCGGUUAAAGCGUCCGACGCCGGCCUGUACAUGUGUGAACUCAACACGGAACCGCCGGUCAGAAGCUUCCAUAGAUUGACAGUAAUAUCAAGAGGCCUAACCCCUCCGGAGAACACCAACGUGACAGACAGCUAUUCUGCCAACCUGCCAACGUUGUCACCGCUGGCGUUGGCACACAACUACACGGACUGCUGCGUCGCUGCCAACGUGACAAAAGACUGUCUCGGGUUCUGCAGCAUUCAGACCAUAUUGGAGGGAACGGGGCAGGACCCAGAGACGUGUCAGCCUGAUUUCCCUGCUAUUGUUAAAUGCAUGGCCGACGGCCGAAACCACGUGCCAUGCUGUAUACAAGAGCGAGUGCCCGACAUCUGCCAAGAUGUGUGCCGAGGCGAGUUCACUCCGGUGACCGACAAUAUCAAGACACACUACAGCUGUGCCGCGUACAUGGAGAAGACUUUAGCUUGCAUCGUUGAGGGCGUUGAACUCCUUCCAAGCCCCCCAGAAGACGUCGAAGUGGACACUCUCAACGAAAAACAACUGAACAUCACCUGGAAUCCGCCUCUCGAAAACACAGAAACCGUCACAGAAUACAUCGUCAACGUCACCGCAUUACGCUCCUUCGACGCCCAUUUGAUAGAUCCCUCAGAGAGUUCCAUCAAGAAUAUGACUGUGAAGAUGAGCCAGCCUGUGACGCAUAGAAUACCAGCAAAUAAGACGUUCUUUGUGCUGAACGAUUUGCUGCCGUUCACGAUGUAUGAGAUCACGGUGACGUCGUAUAAUGUGCAUGGAUCGAGUUUGCCUAGUUACGCUAUUAGGACACUAACCCUGAUCCCCGGCAAGAUGAAGACCACGAAAGUGGCCCCCGCGCCCAAGCUGCCCGACGUCCGUUCCUGCUGCGUCAACGCCGGCGUCAACCACUUCGGUUGCGUGGACAAGCUGUGCGACCCGACCAAGACGUUUGAGAUCGGGCUGCAGGUGACAGACCUGAUGAUCUGCGCGCCGUGGGCCGGGACCACCUUUGGAUGCCUGGUGAAUGGGAUGGACCAUUCUCCCUGCUGCAGAGCUAGAGGGUUGCCAGAAUCCUGUCUACCGUUGUGCAGUGGCAAUGUGACAAACCUGGAUUUCAAUCACUUCAAGUGCCUCCGCUACAUGUCAUCAUACACCAACUGUUUGCUCCAAGGCUAUGGGGUACUUCCCGGCCCCCCUACCCGACUGCACCUCACCAACAUUGACACAGACUAUGCCGUGGUGCAUUGGUCUCAGCCUGCGGCGUUACCUGAUACUGUGCAGUACUACAAUCUGCAUUAUAAGGCUGUGGCGGCGGGGGAUGAUUACAGAGUUCUAGAGAAGAUCCACUCACCGUUCAUCCUGGAGAACCUGGAAUCGAACACCGACUACGAGAUCUACGUCGAGGCGGUCAACGAGCACGGCGUGGGCGACGCGUCCCCGAGACUCAUAUUCAGGACUCAGAGUCAGGCCGUCGAAGAAAAACUGGAGCAAUCGAACUCGUACAACGUGACGGCGUGCUGCGAGCAAGUGGCGGUGGCCGGCGUGUGCAUGCCGCUGUGCACGUACGACGCCAAGAUGUCCGACUUGCGCGCGCUGGCGCCGCUCUGUGCGCAGGAGUUCCAUAAAUUACUACGUUGUGGCGCUGGAGGUCGCAACCACGAAUCCUGCUGCGAACGGCGCGGCGUCCCCGCAAACUGCCGAGGAGUCUGCGCCGGCGCGUACACCGGCGGCAUUAACACCUGCGUGCCUUAUAUCGGGAACAUCGUGCAGUGCUUCGAAGAAGGUACCGGCCUCCUACCCGGCCCACCACGUGAAGUCCACGCCAUCAUCACGACCACUGGCGACAAAGCCUCAGGAUUCUUGGACUGGUCCGCACCGGAAGAGGGCGCCAAUGCCACAUCGUAUGUCGUCCACUGGCAACGCGUUGGCAACAACUCGCAACCUUACUACUAUAAUACACUGCAGCUGGAUAAUCAAAUCAACACAACAGACAGUAUGGCCAACAUAGACAACCUUGAAGUGAACGCGACGUACCACGUCUUCGUCGUGGCUGUCAACGAACACGGCACCUCCCUCCCCAGCAGCAUGCUUUUAAUCAACAUCACAUCUAACUCACCGGACCAGAGUAUCUCCGGCAUCCCUUCGCCCCCGCACUCGCUAUCAGUCUCUUCACACUCGGCGACCUGGUUGACGCUGACGUGGCAACCACCGCAGUUCUCGCACCCUAACGAGAAGAUCUCAUACACAUUGUACUACAAGUCACCCACCCAACUCGGCCAGGGCAACGUAACGAUGAUCAACACAACAGUCCCUGGCCACACCCUGGAGAAACUCACUCCGAACACACAAUAUGUGUGCUGGGUAAAGGCGCAUGCUGCUGCUGGGGACUCGAUGCCUUCGGAGACGCUUCUGGCAUGGACUGACCCUGCUUAUCCAGCGUAUGUCGAGCCCCCGACUGUGAACCCCGUGAACCUGGUGGUGGAAGGCUCCAGCAUGACCAUCCUCUGCAUCGCCAUGGGAACUCCUACGCCCACCAUCUCGCUUUACAUCUCUGGUCACCUGAUUCGCCAAGUGGAGACGAGACAUAUGGUGACCGUAAUACACAACGUCACCCGAGACAUGGACCAGAUCUCGUGCUAUGCCGACAACGGCUAUGGCACACCAAUGCAGGCUUCAAGGAAGAUCAAUAUUUCGCACGUACCAACAAUCCAAGCCUCAGGCAUCACAAUGGCCGCCGCCGGUGACUCCGUGAUCCUGGAGUGCAGGGUCGAGGCCCUGCCCAAGCCUACCAUCGCUUUCUGGAGAGACCCCAACGGCCGGACCCCAGUCAUCGACGGACCUAACUAUACUAUACAGUUGCUUGCGGAUCCUGAGGAACCAACGAAAUACACGAUGCGUCUAAUAAUAAAAAAGAUAGCAGACACGGACGAGGGAGACUACUUCUGUCACGCCGAGAACGCUUUCGGGAAGACUCUGCGACCGGUCUCAGUGCGACUGAGGCCCACUACACCACAUCAUAACGUCACGGAGUGUUGUACUCAGAUGAACGUGUCAUCAGCCUGUAUCGACGCUUGCAGCUUCCACCUGGACAUGGACAACAUCAUGGACCGGCCAGAGUGCAUGAACGACUUCGACAAGCUCAUGAAGUGUGCUGCUGACGGAUCAGAUCACCGCAGCUGCUGCGCGUCGUGGGGCGUCCCUCGCAACUGCUUGGAACUCUGCCGAGGUGGCACUGUCGCACGCUCAUGCGCAUUGCAACACGCUCGUCGUGCGUUAGCGUGCUUCCGCGACUCCGGCGCAAGGUUGCCUGGCCCACCGAGGAACCUGAAGGCGCACGCUGCUCCUACACCACACGCUGUCCUCCUCAGCUGGGAGCCACCAGCGAAGAAUCCGCAGACAGUCUACCUGUACCGGGUGUUCUGGCGCGCGUACGGCGCCAAAGUGCCAGAGAAGUUGGACACCAGCGAAACAAGUGUCGUGCUCACAGGGUUACAAGACGACGUGCGGUAUGAGUGUGUCGUGAAGGCUGCUAAUGAGGCUGGCACCUCAUCCCUCAGCCAGUCGAUAAUGUUCACGACGGCGGGCCAGGAGACGGGCGCGGCGGCGGCGCCGGUGGCGGCGGGCGGCACGGGCACUGCGGUCGGCGUGGCUGUGGCCUGCCUGCUCGUGGCGGCCAUCUUGGCGGCGGCUGCCUUGUAUUAUAGACAUAGGAAGAAUCUUAGACUAAAAGCCCAGGGUGGCGUUGCGUUCGAAAACCCGAGUUACCUCAGGGAACCAGCGCCGAUUCCUGACACCACAAUUAUCCACGGUUCAGUACCAAACGGGAACGCCAACGGCGGCAACGGAGUUGCCAACGGCAACGGCAACGGCGUCUCCAUCAGUACGGCGUGGAGACAAGAGACGCUGCAGAACCCUAGCACAGCUACACAGCGGGAGGUGGAUCCUACGCUGUAUGAGGAGCUUAAGUUAGGUCAGGACGGCGCGGGCUUCAAACGGCUCAAGCCAUAGCCGGCGGCUCGCGGGGCUUCUCCGCUGCGCUCCCCGCGGCUCUCCGCGCGGGUCGCGCCGCGGUACUAGCGCCGCGGCCCGCCCACCGGGACCCGUGUCCCAACUGUGUAACUAAUGUAACGGUGUAACUGUAAACCAUACCCGGCUCACGGGCGCCGCGGUACUAGCGCCGCGGCCCGCCCACCGGCACCCGUGUCCCAACUGUGUAACUAAUGUAACGGUGUAACUGUAAACCAUACCCGGCUCACGGGCGCCGCGGUACUAGCGCCGCGGCCCGCCCACCGGCACCCGUGUCCCACAAUGUGUAACUAAUGUAACGGUGUAACUGUAAACCAUUGUGUGAUUAUUACUGAAAAUUAGCCAGGUAGCAGUCGCGUGAGCUCCGCUCUGUACACCACCGGACAUGUGUCCAAAAUCUGAAUAGGUAACUUAUUAAAGGUAUAACAGACAGCAGACUCUCUUCACACAACCGAGACUCAUGUCCAAACUGUGUAACAAAUACACUGUAUACUAUAACCGGCUUGCAUUCGGCACACACGAAACAUCUGUCUGAGCAAAACUGAGUAACUAAUUAAUACCAGCUAUAUGAACUAUAAGAACGUCCACUAGCUGGCACUAUCAUGAGCACCACUGUUAAAUCUUAAUAAAGUUAUAGCUUUAUACGUGGAAAUAACAGAAAAUUCGACCACUACUGAACCAAAAAUGUUGAUUUUAAGAACGGACGGGACUGCUUUUGAACUACGGAAUGGGCUUGUAGCGUCUCGCUCGCUAACGUUGGUACCUACACUUAAUACUGCAACCAUUUUAACCUUAGAAAUACUUUUCGAUUCCACCAAAUAUAUAAUGUUAAAAUAAAAUGUUUAGAAGGUUGUGAAUCUGAGAGGAGCCAGCGAGCGAUCAAAAUAUAACUUAAACAUAGUUUGUGAAUGAAUCUCAAUAACUAUUAAAGUAAUGAUGGAUCUAAUUGUAUAUAUCUUUGCAUAUAUAGAGAGAAGAAUUAAAUAUGUACAGUAGUAAUAUUUUAAUACAAUAUGGAGUUGGAAAAACCCUAAAACGUUACCAAUAUGGUGUAGAUAAUAAAAUAAUUAUAAUAUUAAGUCAUAUUUGUGGUAUACUUGAUGUGAUUUAAACCAAAAAGCAAGUAACUUCAAAACGACGCUUGUAAAUAUCCCUGAUAAUGUGUACUAACAAUAUUGAAUAUAUAAUUUAGUGUAUAAACGGUGGAACAAGAAAUACUAGUGUAUAAAGUUUCCAAAAUUCUGAAUUUUCACAUAGGAAAACUUCGGAAACAUUCCAUAUCUUGUAAGGACAAAUGUAUGUAUGGAAACUUUCCAUUUCAUAAAUUUGAAUUCCCUUUAUUUUUCGUGAGAGUUUCGUGAAUUUUUCAAGAAAUUUAAGACUUCUUUGGAAAGUUUCCGCAACUUGCACAUCACUAAUACAUUAUACAACCAUACUGAUGUCACUCAAGAAAUAUCGUACUUUGCUUCAGAAAAGAAAGAUAAAUACGAAUAAGGGUAGUAUCAUAAAAUUACAUUGUAUGGAUACUAACUUUGGGUCACCAUCAAAUACAUGUGUAACUAAUAGGUACUUCUAUUGAUAUUUUUUUUACUAAUAUGUACCUAGUAUUUUCUGUUCCAAAAGUAUUUUAGUAAACUUGGUUAGACCACGUAGCUUGAGUUGGAGUUAGUAGAGUUUUAUAGAAAUCUAGAUCACUCUAUUAAAAAAUGUGCCUUCAAACAAUUUAUGAUGUAGCGUUAAUAUAGACGACCUGUGUGUAAACUAUACUGGAUAUAUAAAUCACUGUUUAUAUUUAAUGUAAUUUAGUUAUAUUAAGUCAAACUAAAUGUUUUUACUAUUCUUCUUAAAAGAAGCAAACGCACUACAAAUUAGCCAUCAGACUAUUAUCACUAAAACAUAUUUAAUAGGUAGUUAUAGUUUUCCAACGUAACGUACAGUGUACCAAAUUUUUUUUUUUUUGAUAGAACACGAUUUUCUCAAUAUUUAAUAAUAUAGUCCUCCUUAUUCAUAAACGUUCGCUAAAGUUAUCAAGCCGAUAAAGUUCGUUUGUCCCUUCGGUAUUGGUGUGAUAGAAAGGGACAAACGAACUUUAUCGGCUUGAUAACUUUAGCGAACGUUUAUGAAUAAGGGGGUUAAUCUGUAUAAUAUACAGCAUGUAUCUGAACGAAAAGCCAACACCCGUUAACGUUUAGAUCAUACUGAGUAAUUUCUGCUAUGGGACCAAGACUGAAAUCGCGAAAAAAAUAUUGAAGCUCCCAUAGAAAAAUUCAGCUUCACACGACCAAAAUACAAGAAACAGCCAGUUUUUUUUUGGGAAUUCGGAGUUGGUCCCUUAGUAAAAGUCGCUCAGAAUGAUCUAAAUGUUAACGGGUUUAAGUGUUGGCUUUUUGUUCAGAUUCAUGCAAAUUACCGACCUUAUCUAAUAAGGUACAGCUAUCGUUUUUUUUUUUCGAUAUUAAUAUCCAGUGUAGUAAAUCGGUCGAGUUUUAGAUAUAGUCUACCUUUUCGGCCUCUGUUUUUGUACCUAUCCUGUUGUAAAUAAUAGACGUUUUAAAAUUUUAUACACAGUUUUCUUCUAUCUAUACGCAGAGGCAAAAGAAAUUCACGGGCUUAAACAACUGUAAUUUCUUAGUUAGGCGAUUACACGUAAAACAAACUAGAACAUACAUCUAAUGUGCAAGUUACAAUUAUUUUUAAUAAAGGAAAAGUCACGAAAUCCACAAGAAAUAAUUUCAAACAAUAAUUUCGGAAAAUUUUCGAAGCGUAAAAUUUAAUAACUUUUCUCUGUACAUCUGCCUACACUACUUAUUAUUUACUAUUUAUUUUUAUUAUUUGCUCUCGAUUGUACGUAAGGCCUAUUUUUUAAUCUCCUGAAGAAAUGUUACUAUGUGAUUGUAACAGAGUUUCUUUAUACUUAGAUUUUUUUAUUUACAUAAUUAUUAUUUCAUUAUAAUGACCAUGUGGUAGGUAUCUAAACUUGUGUUAGAUUAAAGAUCGUUUGAUUUGUUAUAUGUUUAUUGUCAAGAUAUGAAUGUAUUUUGUUACUUUAUAAAUAUUUGUUAUUUUAUGUCUCUUUUUAUGCAUUUUUCUUUAAAAAUGUACUUUCUGCUCAGUAUAUAUACGGUAUAUAUUGACAUAUGUUUGCUCAGGCGCAGCAAUGUGAUUAUAUAUAGAACAACUUAUUCUAAUAAUUUUAGAUGGUGAGUAUGAUGACGGAUGUGACUAGAUUUGUAAAUAUCAAAUAAAAAAGCCAAAU
Molecule: messenger RNA, 7931 nt
Organism: Leguminivora glycinivorella
Lineage: Eukaryota; Metazoa; Arthropoda; Insecta; Lepidoptera; Tortricidae
Product: Ig-like and fibronectin type-III domain-containing protein 1
Exons: 30
Coding region: 245-4657 (1470 amino acids)
Molecular function (GO): protein binding
Source: RefSeq, a predicted model, not a curated record